UUUGAGCGUUUUGCCUCGUUACCAGUCGGGACUGUGGCGGUACGACAUUUGAAAUCAGGGUUUUGCUCUACCAUGCUCAUCCGGAGGUUUCAUCGAGCAGCGACAUGGGCGACGCCUCUGUUGCGAGACACAACUGUAGGACAAAUCAUGGAGCUUGGAGUCAACAAGCUGCAAAUUGGGAACUCUUGUUACUGCACAAUGUUACAAAAUCAAAUGUCUAAACGUUUUGGUGAUAAAGAUAUGACAGAUAAGGAUGUUAACAAUAGUAAACCUUUGUACCAGACUUCAGAGCGAAAUAUUGGAGACAUUAGAAAGCACCAAAUUGGGGAAAACGUUUCACGGAAGGACAAAAUUGACUUUCUUGUAAAUACUCUUAUGGAUCUGAGAGAUAGUAAGGAGGCUGUUUAUGGUGCUCUUGAUGCCUGGGUUGCAUGGGAACAAGACUUUCCAAUAGCAUCCCUUAAGCAUGCAUUGGCUGUCCUUGAGAAAGAAAACCAGUGGCAUAGAGUUGUACAGGUAAUCAAAUGGAUGUUAAGCAAGGGGCAAGGAACCACAAUGAAUGUCUAUGGGCAGUUAAUACGGGCUUUAGACAUGGACCAUCGAGCGGAAGAAGCACAUAAGUUUUGGGUCAUGAAAAUUGGUUCGGAUCUACAUUCAGUUCCUUGGCAAUUGUGCAGAAGCAUGAUAUCAAUAUACUACCGAAACAAAAUGCUAGAAGAUCUUGUGAAGCUUUUUAAGAAUCUUGAAGCUUUUGGGCGUAAACCUCCAGAAAAAUCAAUAGUGCAAAGGGUAGCAGAUGCUUGUGAGAUGCUGGGCUUGGUUGAAGAGAAAGAGAGGGUGCUAGUGAAGUAUAAUUACCUUUUUACCGAUGAGAAGAAAGGGUCCAUCAAGAAAUAUAAGGGAAAAAGAAAAUCGACCAAGGGCAAUCAAGACAAUAGCGACCUUAUGAAGAAGGCUCAAUGAGUGAAAUUAAGAGUUUCUAAAUUUAUUUUUAAUUUUAUAUCUAAUAGUCAUUGACAAGUUUGUAUAUAAUUGACUGAUCAUCUUUUGGUUUUUUUUUUU
Cucurbita moschata (crookneck pumpkin) is the source of this 1062-nucleotide messenger RNA. RefSeq names its product pentatricopeptide repeat-containing protein At4g18975, chloroplastic. The transcript has 6 exons. The record is from RefSeq and is a predicted model, not a curated record. Bases 73 to 963 code for a protein of 296 amino acids. Gene Ontology annotation, molecular function: protein binding. NCBI's taxonomy places the organism in Eukaryota, Viridiplantae, Streptophyta, Magnoliopsida, Cucurbitales, Cucurbitaceae.